Molecule: messenger RNA, 1672 nt
Organism: Marmota monax (woodchuck)
Lineage: Eukaryota; Metazoa; Chordata; Mammalia; Rodentia; Sciuridae
Gene: Ascc1
Product: activating signal cointegrator 1 complex subunit 1
Exons: 11
Coding region: 178-1251 (357 amino acids)
Biological process (GO): DNA alkylation repair; regulation of DNA-templated transcription
Cellular component (GO): nucleus
Molecular function (GO): RNA binding
Source: RefSeq, a predicted model, not a curated record
CCAAGCGACUGCCUCACUACGCAGGCGCCACUAUUCGGGGCGCAUGCGCAUCUCGUUCUCGGCCUGGGAGAAAUUUCCUUUUCCACGCCCGCUGUGGCAGUCUCCUGUCUCCUCCCAUCUUCUCCAUUUUUCUAGUCCGUGCAGGAUUUCAAUAGAAUAUUAUUUGGAGAAGGUGUCAUGGAAGUUCUGCGCCCACAGCUUGUAACAAUUGAUGGACGAAAUUACAGGAAGAACCCUAUCCAAGAGAAGACUUACCAACAUGAGGAAGAUGACGAAGAUUUCUAUCAAGAUGCAAUGGAGUAUGCUGAUGAGCCCUGUGAUGCCUAUGAGGUGGAGCAGACCCCGCAAGGAUUCCGGUCUACCGUGAGUGCUCCCAGCCUGCUCUACAAGCAUAUAGUUGGAAAGAGAGGGGACACUAGGAAGAAAAUAGAAAUGGAGACCAAAACUUCUAUUAGCAUCCCUAAACCUGGACAAGAGGGAGAAAUAGUGAUCACUGGCCAGCAUCGAAAUGGUGUAAUUUCAGCCCGAACUCGGAUUGAUGUUCUUUUAGACACUUUUAGAAGAAAACAGCCCUUCACUCACUUUCUUGCCUUUUUCCUCAAUGAAACUGAAGUUCAAGAAGGAUUCCUGAAGUUCCAGGAAGAAGUGCUGGAAAAGUGUUCCAUGGAUCGUGGGGUUGAUAGCUCCAUUUUCCAGAAUCCCAAGAAACUUCACCUAACUAUUGGGAUGUUGGUGCUUUUGAGUGAGCAAGAGAUCCAGCAGACAUGUGAGAUGCUACAGCGCUGUAAGGAGGAGUUUAUUAAUGACAUUUCUGGGGGCAAACCCUUGGAAGUAGAGAUGGCCGGAAUAGAAUACAUGAAUGAUGAUCCUGGCAUGGUGGAUGUUCUUUAUGCCAAAGUCCAUAUGAAAGAUGGCUCCAACAGGCUGCAGGAAUUAGUUGAUAGAGUGCUGGAACGCUUUCAGGCUUCUGGACUAACAGUGAAAGAGUGGAAUAGUGUGAAACUGCAUGCUACAGUCAUGAAUACCCUGUUCAGGAAAGACCCCAAUGCUGAAGGCAGGUACAAUCUCUACACAGCGGAUGGCAAAUAUAUCUUUAAAGAAAGAGAGUCAUUUGAUGGCCGGAACAUUUUAAAGUUGUUUGAGAACUUCUACUUUGGUUCCCUAAAGCUCAAUUCCAUUCACAUCUCUCAGAGGUUCACAGUAGACAGCUUUGGAAACUAUGCCUCCUGUGGACAAAUUGACUUCUCCUGAGGUGGAUCUUGGGAAGCUCUGGAAACUGAACAUCUUAUGAGGGCAGCAGCAAGGAAAUGAUGAUAUCAGCAGACUGUGCGGAGUAUGCUGGAAGAAUGUCCUCAGCAGAAGGCGCCUGCUUCUUUCAGCAGAGCAACAGAGGGAGGGGUGCCCCCAGCAUGGCUUGCCAGCUGUCCCAUCAGUCCUCCCAGGUGCUCUGCUGGGGAGCUCCAGUCCUCCUCCCUCAUUACAGUCUUUCUCCCUACAUGUCCCCUCCUUCCUCGUUUCUUCUUUCCUUAAUCUUGAGUUUUAUUUUCCGUUCUGUAAGUCUCAAACCUGUGUGUCUGGGGAGCUACAUUGUGAGGACUGUGUCUAACCACAUUCAAGGAUCUAUCAGUGGGAUUGCACAGGUCAUUUGUGAAUAAAUGAAUUUGCAAAGUAA